GGCUUGUAUGACUUCUAUCCCCCUACCACCGUCUGUCUCUCGCCACACUGUAUCUACAUUCAAGGUCCUCGUGCUGGUGCUCAGCUCAACCUGGGCCGCUCGAUCUCGACCAAUGUUGUAUUCUACACAAGGGACCUUGGGCCCGUCCCUGCUGUAUGCCACUCGGCCAAAUGCGACCACUGCGGUGUACGAUACUAUCCCAACUACUUUGUCGACCCCACCACAGAAGCACGUUCAUUCUACGAAGGCCUGCCUUCUGCCAUACACGUCACCACACAUGUCUUUGUGGAACUAUCACUAUGUAUCCGCUUUGCCAAUGCUGCGGCGUACAUCCUGAAGCGCUUUCCAGCUGGCUGGUCCAUCGACCCAACUCUGACCUCUGUCCUUGUUGGUGAUGCAUUCUUUAUCCACGGUCUCCUGCGCGAUAAGGAUGGCCGUCGUGGUACUCUCGUUUUACACAGCCAGGGUAAUCAAGCUAUGCGGCUUGACCCUGCCCUUCAAGAGCGGACAGCUCUACUGGUUGGGCCAGCUCGUGAAGCAUGGAACCAUCUAUGUGACAAAUGCUGUGCGGCAAGAACUGUUAAUGGUCAACAUGGUAAGCCAUGCUGUAACUUCCACGACUGCCAGGAACCGCUGUCUUCCCAACGUGACCGCUAUUGCGAGAAACACAAAUAUCUCAGCAGUAUUUGUGUUGUGGUUGGAUGUGACUUGCCAGCCCCUUCUCCCCACCAGACCUGCAUGGAGCCCUCUCAUCGUGCCCUCGAGGAUCCUUCAGGACGCUCAGCACUCUUUGUGCUCCAAAGACGAUUGGAACGUCUCCGUGCUGCCUCACUGGAGGACCAUGGUGAUGGCAUAACUGAUGAACUCAUUGACAUUGAUGCGGAUGGAGAGUGUCCUACAAAGCCUGAUGAAGGCAAUACCAAGCCACGAGCACGGUUUGGACGCCGCCGCACCCAUAACGAGCAGCUUGUUGUUGCUACAUGUGGUGUCAUCUUGGGACGGGCUACCAUGUAUGGGUCUGAGGUCAUCUUCUAUGACACUGCAUGCAACCUCAAAAAACACAUCCUCAAUAUCGGGGACCACCAUUUCGAUCGCUGUGCCAUGCCUGUCGACCCCUUUCAUGCCAAGACCAAACACAAGGAGACGGAUGCCUUCUGUGGACAAUACUGCAAUGUGGCCUUGUUUCCUGAACUCCUUGAUGGCUCUCGCUGGCGCUUCAACUCCUCAGCUGCGGAGAUGACAAAUGCAUGGUUUGGAGGGUUUCAGUCUAUUGUUUGGGAGAUGCGGGCAGUGAGGUAUGAUUUCUUUUGGGAUGAGAUGAUCCGGAUCAGGAAUGAGAUAAUUAUAGGGGAGCUACAAAGGUCUAAAGCCAAUCCUGUCUUGGUCCCAAGGGAAUACUUGUUGUAA
This is a messenger RNA of Trametes versicolor FP-101664 SS1, 1407 nucleotides long. RefSeq lists its product as uncharacterized. NCBI's taxonomy places the organism in Eukaryota, Fungi, Basidiomycota, Agaricomycetes, Polyporales, Polyporaceae. The transcript has 5 exons. The annotation marks the transcript as partial. The record is from RefSeq and is a predicted model, not a curated record.